AUGUGGAGAACCGGCCUACUCUACCUCGACCGCGGGGACAGCUCCAUCCUCAACGCCCUGCGCAAUGCGGGGUACGACACACAACAACAGCCCGGCUCGCCGCAACGCUCGCCAUCGCGACGCUUCUCUUUUGCCAGCGACACGGAAAGCGCGCUCGAGGGCAAGCUCAAGCACGAGAUGCGCCAACAGCAGGGCGUGCAGCACUGGGUCAUGCCCGCCGACGUCAACAGCCUCAAAUUUGCAAGUCCCCGCAACAGCCCGCGCACCCGAGCCAUCGACCCAGCCGACGCCCUCGGCCUGUCUACGGAUGCCACCCUCUUCGAAGAGCCU
Messenger RNA from Pyrenophora tritici-repentis Pt-1C-BFP, 330 nucleotides. Its product is annotated as Herpes-BLLF1 multi-domain protein. NCBI's taxonomy places the organism in Eukaryota, Fungi, Ascomycota, Dothideomycetes, Pleosporales, Pleosporaceae. The record is from RefSeq and is a predicted model, not a curated record.